CAGAACACGUCACGAGCAGCUUGCACUCUUCACAAGAACACGCUGUGCACUGUCGAAUUAAAAAAAUGACCGAACGCAGUGCAAAAUUGAACAUUCUCAAGUUUGUGAAAAUUGUGUCGUUUAGCUUGUUAUUAGUUAUAUUAGCCUUUUUCGUUGCAGCCACUGUAAGGACACUAACGUUUGAUGUGAAUGCAGGACUUCAACUUGCACACUGGGAGAAGACGAACAAUAUUGCGUCUGACAUAAACCAGCACCAGAGAGAGGAGCUUCUAUCGAAUUUCAGAGACGCAAUCCGGAUUCCCACCGUGUCAACCACGGAGACGCAGCUCAACACCACCGCUUUGCGCGAGUUCGACGGCCUCUUGAGGAAAGCUUUCCCGACAGUGUUUUCUUCCCACCUGGUCCAGCAUGAGGUUGUGGCCAACUACAGCCACCUGUUCUGGGUGCCGGGCUCUGACCUGGCCCUCGUCCCCUACAUGCUGCUGGCCCACAUAGAUGUGGUGCCUGCUGAGGAGAGAGACGGAUGGGAGGCCCCACCAUUCUCUGCAAAGGAGAUAGAUGGAUUUAUCUACGGGAGAGGGACAAUCGAUAACAAGCAGUCUGUCAUGGGAAUUCUCCAGGCGCUGGAGUACCUGUUGAUAAGAGGUUAUUCACCGCGAAGGGGAUUCUUCAUUGGUUUGGGUCAUGAUGAGGAGGUGAGUGGCUUCCAGGGGGCAAUGAACAUAGUGAGGGUGCUGAAGAAGAAAGGGGUACAGCUGGCGUUUGUACUGGAUGAGGGUCUGGCUGUGCUGGAUGGAGUCAUCAGUGGUUUGCAGGGGCCUGCUGCUCUGAUUGGGAUCAGUGAGAAGGGGCUAGCUACGGUGAAGCUGAGCGUUUCCAAGGCCCCGGGUCACUCCUCCAUGCCUCCCAGUGAGAGCAGCAUAGGCAUCCUGGCAGGAGCAGUCAAAAGAUUGGAGGAUAACCCAAUGCCUAGGUUGUUUGGUGAAGGCCCUGAACGUGGGACCUUUGAACACCUGGCUCACAAGUUUAGGCUCCCACUCAAAUUUGUCAUGUCGAAUAUGUGGCUGUUCUCCCAACUCCUUGGAAGAGUAAUGGAAAGAAGACCUGAUACAAAUGCUUUUGUGAGAACCACAACUGCAAUCACUAUGUUCAACUCAGGAGUUAAGGUUAACAUUCUUCCUUCCCAAGCUGAGGCCUAUGUGAAUCUGCGGAUACAUUCCGCACAGUCACUACAAGAGGUUUUGGAGUUGAUCCAGUCCACAGUGGGAGAUGAGAGGGUUAAGAUGGAGCUUGUAGAUGGCUUUGACCCGUUGCCUGUCAGCUCCUACGAUGAAACAUCCUUUGGGUUCCAGAUCAUCAAGAAGACUGUGCUGGACCAGUUCCCACAAGUCACUGUUGCCCCUGGUAUCUGCAUCGGAAACACAGACAGCCGUCACUACACUGACCUGGCCAAGGACAUCUAUCGCUUUGCUCCUACAUGGUUCAGACCAGGGGACGCCCAGAGUCCCAGCUUUGAUGCACCUGUACUGACCUCUCCUUCUGGAUGAUAGCGGGAUGAACAGGCUGUUGCUCGGGUGGUUGAUGUCCUUGAUGAUCUUUUUGGCUUUCCUGUGACAUCGGGUGCUGUAGGUGUCCUGGAGGGCAGGUAGUUUGCCCUCUGUGAUGUGUUGGGCAGACCGCACCACCCUCUGGAGAGCCCUGCAGUUGUGGGUGGUGCAGUUGCCGUACCCGGCGGUGAUAUAGCCUGACGGGAUGCUCUCAAUUGUGCAUCUGUAAACGUUUUAGGGGCCAAGCCAAAUUUCUUCAGCUUCCUGAGGUUGAAGAGUCACUGUUGCGCCUUAUUCACCACACUGUCUGUGUGGGUGGAUCAUUUCAGUUUGUCAGUGACGUGUAAGCCGAGGAACUUCCCCACUGCGGUCCCAUCUGUGGAUAGGGGCGUGCUCCCCCUGCUGUACCCUGAAUCCCGCAAUCGGCUUGUUUUGUUGAAGUUGAAGUUAUUAUCCUGGCACCACUCUCCCAGGGCCCUCACCUCCCUGUGGGCUGUCUCAGCAUUGUUGGUAAUCAGGCCUACUAGUGUUGUUUCGUCUGCAAACUUGAUGAUUGAGUUGGAGGCGUGAGUGGCUAUGCAGUCACGGGUGAACAGAGACUACAGGAGUGGGCUGAGCAAGCACCCUUGUUGGGGCCCUUGUGUUGAGGAUCAGCAUAGUAGAGGUGUUGUUUCCUACCUUCACCAUCUGGGGGGCAGCCCGACAGGAAGUCCAGGACCCAGUUGCACCGGGCGGGGUUCAGACCCAGGGCCUCGAGCUUAAUGAUGAGCGUGGAGUGUAGUAUGGUGUUGAAUGCUGAGCUCUAGUCAAUGAACAGCAUUCUUACAUAGGUAUUACUCUUGUCCAGAUGAGAUAAGGCAGUGUGAUGGCGAUUUCCAUCGCCUGUGGAACUAAUGUGGCGUUAAGCAAAUUGAAGUGAGUCUAGGGUGUAAGGGAGAUGUGAUAUGAUCCUUAACUAACCUCUCAAAGCACUUCAUGAUGACAGAAGUGAUUGCUAUGGCACAAUAGUCAUUUAGUUCAAUUACCUUUUUACUUUCUUGGGUACAGGAACAAUGGUGGACAUCUUGAAGCAACUGGGGACAGCAGACGGAUAGGGAGAGAUUGAAUAUGUCUGUAAACACUCCAGCCAGCUGGUCUGCGCAUCCUCUGAGGAUGCUGUUAGGGAUGCCGUUUUGCUCUGCAUCCUUGCGAGGGUUAACACGCAUAAAUGUCUUAUUCAUUUCUACCACGGAGAAGGAGAGCACACAGUCCUUGGUAGCGGGCCGCGUCGGUGGCACUGUGUUGUCCUCAAAGCGGGGGAAGAAGGUGUUUAGUUUGUCCAGAAGCAAGGUUUUGAAUGUAGUCAUAACGAUCUAGUCAUAGGAUUGUUUGAACACAAGGCCCUGUUCUUUUGUUGAUCAUGAGACUAAUACUCCAGUCUUGUGAUCUAGCCAUGCGCCACGGUUGAACCAUAAAAUGUAAGUCAGCCCUAUACACACAGUGUGCCGACAAGGGGGGGUUAAACAAUGCUCUGUACUGCAUUCGACAAACGAGAACACCUCAACUUAAUGUAGUUUGGCAACUAUCUUUCUAUCUUUUCCCUCUGCAUUUUCAGGUUCCAUGGUAUUAACGAGAGGAUUUCUAAGAAGAACUACGAGGAACUGGUGGUCUUUUACUUCAAUCUAAUCCAGAACUGUGACAUCAA
This is a messenger RNA of Oncorhynchus masou masou (cherry salmon), 3231 nucleotides long. RefSeq names its product N-fatty-acyl-amino acid synthase/hydrolase PM20D1.2-like. The transcript has 13 exons. The record is from RefSeq and is a predicted model, not a curated record. The coding region runs from base 66 to 1547 and encodes 493 amino acids. Gene Ontology annotation, molecular function: metallocarboxypeptidase activity; hydrolase activity, acting on carbon-nitrogen (but not peptide) bonds, in linear amides. Gene Ontology annotation, biological process: amino acid metabolic process. Lineage: Eukaryota; Metazoa; Chordata; Actinopteri; Salmoniformes; Salmonidae.